AUGGUCGCAAUAGACUAUUCUGUAUACCUGGUGACCGGACGAGAGCUAUUGCCUCCCAACAAAACCUAUCUGGAUACUCUCGAAGAGGCCUUACGCGGUGGUGUGACUCUCGUUCAAGUACGCGAGAAGGACGCCGAGACGCGGGAGUUUCUCCGCAUCGCUGAACAGACUAUUGAACUCUGUAACAAGUACAAUGUCCCAGUUCUCAUCAAUGACCGCAUCGAUAUAGCGCUCGCGUCUGGUGCCGCUGGUGUACACCUCGGUCAAGACGAUAUGCCCAUCGAGACCGCGCGCAAGCUGCUCCCUCCAGGCUCAAUCAUUGGAAUCACUACGACAAAGACAGAACACGUCAAAGCCGCCGUGGCGAGUGGCGCAGACUAUGUCGGCGUGGGUGCUGUCUUCCCGACGGCCACGAAGGAUGUUUCGGAGCCUGGGCGCGUCCGCGGAGUUGAGGGAGUGCGGGAGAUGCUGGAAGAAUUAGAGGGUUCGAACGUUAAAUCUGUGGCGAUAGGUGGCGUCAAGUCGACGAAUCUGACGAGGGUUCUGCAUGGAUGCUCUUCCGCUCGGGGUCUUGGCCUCGACGGCGUCGCGGUUGUCUCCGAGAUAAUGGCGGCUCAGGAUCCCCGUACGGCCGCAGAGCGCCUCGCCAGUAUCUACAGGGCGUGGCACACUGUUCCGCGCAUCCCGACGAGCUUUUCAAAUGCGGAAACGGAACUCACAGCGGCUUCCCUCGUCGAGCGUGCAGGACAGCUUCUCGAAGGCGUACGCGCGGUAAAGCCUCUCGUGCAUCAGAUAACGAAUGGCGUUGUGAAAACUCAAUCGGCUAACGCGACACUUGCACUCGGCGCCUCUCCUAUCAUGGCCGCCUCGGCACAAGAGCAGGUUGAUCUCGCGCGCAUCCCUGGCGGCUUGCUCAUCAACUUCGGGACGAUCGAGGACGUCCAAGGAAUGCUUAUUGCUGGUGCUGAGGCAAACAAGAACCGCAAACCAGUAGUGUUCGAUCCGGUCGGCGUAGGCGCUACGGCGUACAGGCGGGAGACGGCGUCUAAACUCUUGAACGCAUGGCAAGCUACUGCGAUAAAGGGCAACGCGGCUGAAAUUGGUUCCAUCGCGCGUCUGGACGAGGUCAAAGGUCAGGGUGUUGAUAGUCUAGGCGACUUCAAAGACCCGAUCUCUGUCGUGCGACGUUUAGCAUUGCGCGAGCGCUGCGUCGUCGUGCUCAGCGGAGUUACAGACUAUAUCACUGAUGGACAUCGCGUUGUGCAGCUUUCCAACGGUCAUCCACUUCUUGGUCAAAUCACAGGCUCAGGUUGCAUGUUGGGAACAGCUGUCGCUACGUUCUGCGGUACUGCGAGCAUGCUUGCAGAACGCGAGCCAGCCGCAUCAGAUGUGGGCGUGUUGGUGAAGGGCGACAUGCUCGUGGCCGCCGCGGCUGGUGUACUCGCAUUGACCAUCGCUGCUGAGCUGGCCGCCGAACGGCCGGAGGUACGGGGGCCUGGCACAUUCUUGCCAGUCCUCCUUGAUGAGCUAUCGCGAUUGACACCGGAGAUACUAGCUUCGAGGGCCAAGGCCGGCGUCGUUAUAUGA
Molecule: messenger RNA, 1587 nt
Organism: Peniophora sp. CBMAI 1063
Lineage: Eukaryota; Fungi; Basidiomycota; Agaricomycetes; Russulales; Peniophoraceae
Source: the annotation of a GenBank genome assembly